This is a messenger RNA of Macrosiphum euphorbiae (potato aphid), 3315 nucleotides long. NCBI's taxonomy places the organism in Eukaryota, Metazoa, Arthropoda, Insecta, Hemiptera, Aphididae. The record is from the annotation of a GenBank genome assembly.
AUGCAAGGUUUAUCUGGAGGACUAACAAAUUUAAUAAUCCUACAGAUACACUAUGUAUUACGCAAGUUGUCUGUGACAUUUGAAAGUCACUGCAGUCUAAAAACCGGGAAAACAGACCCCAAUGAGGGCCAAAGUUUACGAAAUCGAUCCAAUCCUCAUUGUUGUGGCACUGUAGCUGCAUUGGACGACGCCGCCCUGCAGCUGUACAAGGACGGCGAUUUCGGAUCUUACCUAGACAUGGAGGCGUCCAUUUCCGAACAACCGGAGGAAUUCGAAGGAUUUCAAAACGAUAAAAGAAACUCGAUUGUCUUGCGCACGCAGUUGUCAGUCAAAGUACACACUAUAAUCGACAAAUUGAUGAACUCCGAAGGCAAAGAGCUCCGGAGGUGUUUGUUCGCGCUCAAGCACAUAUUUCAGGAGGAUAAGGAUUUGGUUCACGAGUUCAUACAGAACGACGGGCUACGGUGUCUCAUUAAGCUGGGCUCGGACGUCGACCAGAAUUAUCAAAACUACAUAUUAAGAGCUCUCGGGCAGGUGAUGUUGUACGUGGACGGCAUGAACGGCGUUAUCGAGGACAACCCGACCAUUCAAUGGCUGUACUCGCUGCUGACUUCCAGAUUCCGAUUGGUCGUCAAGACCGCGCUAAAGCUGUUGCUGGUCUUUAUCGAGUACGUCGAGUCCAACUGUUUGAUUUUCAUACAAGCCGUACUCGCGGUGCACCAAUCUAAUGGCACUCCAUUGUGGAGUAAUGUUAUGAAACUGCUCACCGAACCCGAUAUGGUCGACACUGAACUGUUGGUGUACGCGAUGACGUUAAUCAACAAGACAUUGAACGGUAUACCGGAUCAAGACACAUAUUACGAUCAAGUCGAUUCUAUCGAGGAACAGGGAAUAGAACAAGUUAUACAGAAGUACAUGUCGAAGCCGGGAACUGAACUUGAUCUUCUCAGACAACUUCAGAUUUAUGAAGUCGUUCUGCAACACGAAGAUGGAGAUAACAAAUCUACUCCAAUCAGAGUAGACCAUUCAAUCAGAAAAACAUUAAGAAAUAGAAAAUCAUUGAAUUCUUCAUUAGAUUCUGCUGAUAGAAGAAAAUCUAGAAGACACUCGGCCGGUAAUCCAUGUGUUCAAAUGCCUUUACUUAUGGAAAGGCUCGAUAUAAAUCCACCUUUACCAAAGCCAAACAAAUUACCUCAUCCAGGUGAGGACGCUGGAGUGACCCCUGGCUUAAAACGAAGAAGGGAACGUGCUCAAAGACAACGGAGCUUGCUCCGGGAACAAUAUAAGAACAAUAUAGCUCGACCAGAUUGGUCUAGUACUGACGACCAAGGGGAAAGUUCUGAAGGUCAAAAUGGGUUACAUCCGUUUAACUUGUCUUUCUGUAAUGGAGACACGGAAGUUCAGAGAGAGAGCUCGGUAAAAGACUUGACACAAAAGUUGACAAACUUAAGAAGUCCGGAUGAGUCACCUACUAAAUUGGCUCCACCUCUAGAUGAUAUGAGAGGAAUAAUUUCAAAAGCAAUGGAAGGACUUGCCAAAUCUCAGUCAAAAAAUGAAGUUGUGAAAAGUCCGACCUCGGAUUCAGCUAUAGAUAUACUGUCGAGAAAAACUGAGACUGAUUUACAAUGGGAGAGAUUAGUAAGUGAGUGCGAUCGUUCUCUUCAGUUAUGUGACUUAGAUUUCUCUACUCUACACUCCGACGACGAUUCUGAUGUGUUGGCGUCAUCUUCAUUUCUUGGAGGUAUUCCUCCUCCACCACCUCCUUGUCCAAUGCUACCACCCAUGCAACAGCAUGUUGCAAAGAAAACCAAAAAGACUGUAAAACUAUUUUGGAAGGAAGUUAGAGAUGACCCUAUCGCUAGAGUAAAAUUGAACUCUGAACGUCUGUUAUGGGAAGAACUAAGUCCCGUUGAAGUUGAUACUCAUAAACUUGAACAUUUAUUUGAAUCUCGUGCGAAAGAUUUUAUUACCAAGAAACAACAAGAAAUUAAUAAAACGAAAGAAGUAAUCGUAUUAGAUCCUAAACGAUCAAAUGCAAUUAAUAUAGGAAUGACAAAGUUACCUCCACCGCGGUCAAUCAAAGCGGCUAUAUUGAAAAUGGAUCCGACAGUCAUAAAUCGAGAGGGUAUAGAGAAACUCAUGACUAUGCUUCCUAGCGAUGAAGAACGAAACAAAAUUCAAGAGGCGCAGUCUGCGUGUCCGGAUUUACCUCUGGGCAGCGCUGAACAGUUCCUAUUAACACUAGCUUCGGUAUCUGAGCUUCCAGCUAGGUUAAAACUGUGGUCUUUCAAAUUAGACUACGAGAACGUUGAAAAAGAAAUCGCCGAACCGCUUAUGGAUUUAAUGCAAGGAAUUGAAAUAUUGAAAACGAACCGCACGUUUAAGGCGAUAUUGGGCACACUGCUGUCGGUGGGCAUAUUUUUGAACGGUGCUGAAGUCAAAGGAUUUCAAAUCGAAUACCUGGCUAAAGUACCGGAAGUCAAAGACACCGUGCACAAGCAUUCUCUUCUCCACCAUUUGUGUCAUAUCGUCAUGGAUAAGUUCCCUGAUUCCACGGAUUUAUAUUCAGAGAUCGGUGCUAUUACGCGUGCUUCAAGAGUAGAUUUCGGAGAAAUAGCUGCUACGUUGUCAAAAGUAGAACAAGAGUGCAGAGCGUCUUUCGACCAUUUAAAGACGAUCAGUAAACACGACGGGGCGACUGCUAUUAAAUCCAAAAUGUCAGAGUUUUUGGCCGACUGCGCUGAACGUAUUGUGGUUCUCGGUAAAGUCCACCGACGCGUUGUGAACCGUUUCAAUAAAUUUUGCCUCUGGCUCGGAAUUCCUCUGCAUAAAGUCCAACUCACCAAGCCCAACGAGUUGUGCCGUAUCGUAUCCGAGUUUUCGCUGGAGUACCGUACCACCAGGGAGCGUGUCAUCCAGCAACUGCACAAGAAGGCUAGCCAUCGGGAGCGGAACAAGACGCGGGGCAAGAUGAUAACGGAAGUCGGAAAAAUCGACAAACAAGACGCCGCCGACACUGAACUCAGACAGCUGUUGGACAAAGACCCUUCGCACAACAGGGUGUUCUCGUGGAGGAAUCAGUGUAGGCAUUCCUUGGGAAAUACAAACGGUGUUCACAUGAGCAACGACGACGACGAACUGAUCGAGAGCCUGGUGAAAACGGUCACAGCCACGGCCGGGGCGAACACGAGAACGACGCAGAGGGAACGUAAGAGAACCAAAGACGCUCAUAGAAAAUCACUGAUCAAAAGGUCUCGGACUAGGGAUAAUAUACCAAGGCAAAGUAGCAGUCACUCUCGUAAUUCGAUGUCGUAG